This is a messenger RNA of Durusdinium trenchii, 837 nucleotides long. The record is from the annotation of a GenBank genome assembly. NCBI's taxonomy places the organism in Eukaryota, Dinophyceae, Suessiales, Symbiodiniaceae.
AUGUCGUUGCAGGCCAACAUUGCUAGUCAGAGCUGCCUGCUUUUCGAUUUCCUGUCCAUUGAGCCUUUGGACUACCAUGGUUUUGGGCUUCAUGUGUUGGCCACCACGCCUGAGCGGAGGGCCACCUUGGCGCAGGUGCAAAGCAAUGCCCUGAACUUUUGGAUGGACAAACUCCGAGGCAUCAGUUGUGACCAGUGUGAGUCCAUCUUGCUCACAGUGCCACAAGCUUGGACCCCGAUUGAUGCUGCUGCGGCAUUGACCUUUGACUGUGCGGACGAGUCAAUUUCCAACAAGACUGGCAUCAACACUAGGAGCUUGCUUGACAUGCAGAAGUUCAUUGCCUGCAGCUCGCUACUUCACAAUCCCAGUUUCGACAACAAGGCCAAGCAGCAAUUGAAGAUUGUGGCAAGUGGCACAGCCUACAGUGCCCGCACCUCUUUGGUCUUCAAAAGCAGUGAGCCUUUGAGGCGCAUGUGGCAGCGAGUCGUUGAAAUCUCCAAGACAAUCAUUGACCUCAAGUCUGCAGCCAGCAAGGCAGUUGUCUUGACCAAGGCAUGUGCAGAAGUUCAAGCUGCCAUGGAAAGUCUGGAGCCAGUGACAGCCAGCAUCAUGGAGAAGUUUGAAAGCUUGACGGAGGUCCCAGAUUGCAAAGCCCUCUUGGAGGGGGCGGAUUCGCUGCCUGAGUCAGAUGUUCAGAUCAGGGAUGACUUGUGCAAUGCCCUGCAGAACUUCAAGGCAAAGUCUCCAUCCAUGACAGAUAGUGCCAAGACCUACCAGGAUUUCAUGCUCGCGCAAUGGCUUCCGGAUCAAGAUGGCACCAACUCCGAGCAGGGCACU